Aspergillus costaricaensis CBS 115574 is the source of this 165-nucleotide messenger RNA. RefSeq lists its product as uncharacterized. The record is from RefSeq and is a predicted model, not a curated record. NCBI's taxonomy places the organism in Eukaryota, Fungi, Ascomycota, Eurotiomycetes, Eurotiales, Aspergillaceae. The transcript is spliced from 2 exons. The coding region runs from base 1 to 165 and encodes 54 amino acids.
AUGUGCAUGAAAGUCAACUGCUCGAACUGCAACAAAGCCACCUGGUGGGGCUGCGGCGCGCAUAUCCCCUCCGUUCUGGACUCGGUUCCGGAGAGUGAGCGCUGCACGUGUGCACCUAAGGUGGUGCGCGAUGGAAAGGAGUACCCGCCUAAGGCGGAGAAAUGA